Messenger RNA from Clarias gariepinus (North African catfish), 2526 nucleotides. It is a transcript of the gene fbxo40.2, whose product is annotated as F-box protein 40, tandem duplicate 2. Gene Ontology annotation, molecular function: protein binding; zinc ion binding; ubiquitin protein ligase activity. Gene Ontology annotation, cellular component: cytoplasm. The transcript is spliced from 4 exons. Lineage: Eukaryota; Metazoa; Chordata; Actinopteri; Siluriformes; Clariidae. The record is from RefSeq and is a predicted model, not a curated record. The coding region runs from base 64 to 2169 and encodes 701 amino acids.
GUUCAGAGAGAUAGGAAACCUUGUUUAAGGGAGCUGCUGAAAAUCAUUUUCAAAAAGGCACAGAUGAGCAGAUAUAGGAGGUCUACGCCAACAUCAAGCAAGAGGCUGCACAGGCACUGUGAAAGCUGCUACAGCAAAUACUGCAAAGCUCCCAUAGAGCUCUCUGUGUCAUGCAUGAUCAUCAACUGCCGCUUGCUGUGCGGUGCCUCAUUUCACAUGUGCAAAGAGGAUGAACACAUAAUGUUGUGUCCUAAGGAGAAAGUACCAUGCAUUAAUGCCCACUAUGGUUGCCCUUUCACCAUGUGUCGCUCAAAGACGGCCAAACACCUGGAAGUGUGUCCUGCUAGCGUGGUGGUCUGCUCAAUGGAGUGGAACCGCUGGCCCAUUGAGGAUGUCCAGUCACCUUUAUUUACUAACGUGAUGAAGGACAUCCAUGAGCCACAAGCUCUAGACCUGUCCACAGCUCUAAGAGAUCAGAAACAAAUAUGCAGCAGGCUAAAACUGAGAAGCUUCUUUCCUCAGUUGAUGCAGGAACCAGAAGAACCUAUUCCAGCAGAAGCAGAAUAUGAGGAGGCAGGGGAUGAUUUUUUGGUUAAUGGUACCCAUGUGAAUUGCAUGAGUGAUGAGGUCUCGAUAAAUGGUCCUGUUAGUGUUCAGCCAGAGGAGUCUGUUGGAAAAGAUCUCACUGUGUAUAAAGACAAAUACGAAUUAUAUGAGAAGAUGUUUAGCAAGGAGAGAGGUGGCUGUGCACAGUCCCAGGAAGAGGAGUCAAAUUCAGGAGGUAAAAAAGACAGGACUGAACCAACUAAAAGUUCAAAUAACCCAUAUACAACUGAUCAAGGAGCUACCUUGGCACCAGUAGAAGAGCAGCAUGGAGAAGAUGAUGUCCAACCAGACAUCUCUAAAACUGGCCUUGCUCCUUGGCAAGAAGGAGUUCUGGAAAGACUUGGCCAAGAAGUAAAUCCAAGAGAGUACCACAUGUAUGUCGUGCACCAUGGACGUAUGCUGCUUGCCUUUGGCCAGAUAGAAGCUUGUACUCCCAGAGAGAAAGAUUUUGUUUAUGGAAGCCUAGAACCAAUACCAGUCCAAACUCUUCGUUCUUUUAAUGUUCCUGUUAGUUACCGGCACAAACGCAUCCAGUAUAAAGAUCCUUCCACUCGAGUGCCCACUGAGCACAGGAGCGUGGACACUUCUGAUUUGGGUUUGUCUUCAGAAGAGGAAUUUAAAAAAAUGGAUGAAAUGUUUGCAACUUUGUUAUGUGCUGCGGAAGUAGAGAUCAGAGGUCACAAGAUCAGUGAAUCCAUGGCCACAGAUGGACUUUAUUUUGAUAUUGGGACUCAGACAUAUGACUUUCUCGAAGCUCCAUUUAAGUACAAUGCCACUCUCGCUGAUAUUAAAGAGGACAGGGAUUUGAAACUUUAUCUGCAGAUGGAUACAGAGAGUGUAACACUUAGGCACAACAAAUCCACUUCCAUGUUCACAUUUAUGUGUGAACAUUUCUUUAGAAGGGAUGAGUUUGCGUCUCACUUUAAAAAUGUGCACUCAGAUAUCCAGUCUUGUUUGAACGGCUGGUUUGAGCAAAGGUGUCCUCUGGCUUACCUGGGCUGCACCUUCAGCCAGAGACGACUCCAGCCCUCUACACACAAAGCUACAGUCUUCUUUAACCAAGAACUCAGCAUCUUCACCCUCAGACCUGAUAGUGCCACACCGUUCAUGGCUGAUCCACAUGGGGUCCCACCACAGCAAACACAAGUUGGAUAUGAAGAUUCACUUAGUAAUCUUCCUUUUGAGGUGCUGCGUCAGAUCGCCAGGUACCUGGAUAGCUUCUCUCUUUCCCAGCUGGCCCUGGUCUCCAGGCUUUUCCGAGAUGUUAGUGCUACAUUCUUGCAUGAAAGAGGAAUGGUAAGCUUGAAAUGGAGGAAAAAGCUGUACUCUCAUGGUGGAGCCAAGUGGAAAUCAUCCCUAGUUUGGGAGUUCAGCAGUCUAUUCAGCAGAGUGGGCAGCUGGUGUAUUGAUGACGUUCUUCCCAUGGCCGAGCACCUUAAGCACUGUCCAUUUUACCAAACAGAACCCAAAACCAAGCCAUUUCAACUGACCAGCAUAAGGAAAGCCAAUAAAGAUUUAAAGAAUCGGAAAAGUCUAGUCACACAGUUUAUGGGGCAAAGCUAACAAUAACAUGUUUACUCGCUUCAUUUGUUAUGUAUUUAUUUUUAUAAGCGCACUUAUUGCACUAUACUAAAUAAAAACAAAAGUAUUGAGAUGACUUGGAUUUUUUAGGAUUAAUCUUGACACUGAUCUUUUAUAUCAGACUGAACUGUCCUGUUUCCCACACUGUAAUGAGGUCCAUGUUUUGGAAAAAUUGUAAUUUAAGUAAGUAUUGUAAUUAAAAGAUUGUAUAUCAUCCCACCUCACUGAACCCUUGUUACUGCUUGAUCAAGAGUAACCAGUGGAAGUUCAUCCACCAGCUCCUCCAAUGUUUCAUGCCAAGCACUAGGAUAUCUGAUGUCUUAAAUUUCAUCCUGAACA